GAAAGAAUGCAAGAAUUUGAAGAACAAAUAGAAGAAUCUAUACAGAUUUUUAAUUAUUUAAACCCAUUUAGACAAAGUUUUAAAGAAAGAUAUAAUAUACCAGAAAAUCUUCAAUUUAGGAAAAGAGAAGAUAAUACAUGGAAUAGAGAUGAACCGAUUAAUAUAUCAAGGGAACAAGGACAAAUACCAU
Molecule: messenger RNA, 190 nt
Organism: Entrophospora candida
Lineage: Eukaryota; Fungi; Glomeromycota; Glomeromycetes; Entrophosporales; Entrophosporaceae
Source: the annotation of a GenBank genome assembly